AUGCAUAGAAACAGCCCACUGUCAAUAUUUGGUAACAUUUCACCGUCUCCAUUGGCAACAAAGACCCGUUGGCCGUUGCAGCCGUUACCUCCGUCCAGAUCAUCUCGCCAACGCUUGUCCUUCUCCUCACCCACCCCGGAACCCUUCGGCCUUCGUGCGUGUCCUUUAUGUUUCUAUGCGUAUACGCACGUUUCCAUACUUGUUUCUCUUCUUUCAGUCAUCGUGCUGUGUUGCAUCUUCAAGUGUCGCAUUCCACGGACAAAGAAGGAGAUCGAAGCUCGCUACGCCCAGCGUCAGGCGGCGAAGAAGUACGCCAACACGCUGGACAACGUCCCUCCGCUGAACGAACUGACGGAAAUGCCAGGAGCAGCGGCAGAGGCAGAGAAGAAGGCAGAGGUUCCGACCGUCUCCGCCAACGUGUCGGCCGACAAGUCCAAGAAGGAGGCGAGGAAGAAGGAGAGCGUGAAGAAGGAGAGCGCGAAGGAGGCCGAGAAUGGAGCGAAGGGCCGAGCCAAGGAGGGGGGCGUCAAAAACGGGGCGCGGCCGAAAGGGGCGGCGGCGGGGAAGGGCGGCGGGAAUACCGGCGCCAAGGGGGCGGGCAACGCCAAAACCACCGGGAGGACUGCCGCGAAUGCCAAGGGAGGAGAAGCAAGGAAAGCUCCCGCUAAAAAGUCAUAGCCGCCCCUCCCUCCCACACUCUCUCUCCGACGGCCCGGGAUGGACAGACAUGUUGACCUCUGGGACCUCCAACCGGGAAAGGUCAAGCUACCAAGGCGAAGGUCGGCUUCACCGUCGCCUGAAAACCGCGCGGAAACGCGGCACGCCCACGCUGGCGAUCUGCCCAUGCUGGAGAUACGGCCACGGGAAUCAACCCAUGUAAAGAUCGGGCUCAAUGUCAAGGGCAGAUGGAUUUUUCUCAAGCUCACAAGCAGUGGAAACAAACAUGGAGACUUCAUCCACUGGAACUUCUCAGAAGGUUGAGAUGCGUUUGUUAGAGAACCCAGACAGACUUUGGACAGAGACAAGUAAGAAUGUCAUUGUCCUAUCUGGGACACAGGACAAUAACUUGACUCCCGACUCUUGACUCCCGACUCUUGAGGGGGUACAUGGAUAGGAUAGGUUUUCGAGGGAUGUGGGUCAAACCUGGGCAGGUGGGGCCUAGUGUAGAAGGGGCAUGUCGGUCGGCGUAGAUAAAUCGGGCCGAAUGGCCUGUUUCCACGCUGUGUCACUCGAUGACUCUGGGACUCCAUGGGACGGUGGUUCCAAGCAACUUUAAUGGGGGAGCAACAGUACUCAGUUGCUGCUGACUUGUAACCCCGGGUAUCCGGUUCAAUCCUGACCUUGGGUGGAUGGAUUUUGCAUUAAACCUUCAGUAAGUAAAGUAAGUAAGUAUCAU
This is a messenger RNA of Amblyraja radiata (thorny skate), 1396 nucleotides long. RefSeq names its product transmembrane inner ear (gene tmie). The transcript is spliced from 3 exons. The record is from RefSeq and is a predicted model, not a curated record. Bases 1 to 678 code for a protein of 225 amino acids. Gene Ontology annotation, biological process: sensory perception of sound; inner ear morphogenesis. Lineage: Eukaryota; Metazoa; Chordata; Chondrichthyes; Rajiformes; Rajidae.